UGCUUUCUCCCGCAGUAUCUGGUCAUGGAUUAUUAUUGCGGAGGAGAUUUAUUGACGUUACUGAGCAAAUUCGAGGAUCGUCUGCCCGAGGACAUGGCUCGAUUCUACAUAGCCGAGAUGGUGCUAGCUAUAGGUUCCAUACAUGACUUGCGCUAUGUACAUCGUGACAUUAAGCCCGAUAAUGUUUUACUGGACGCGAAUGGUCAUAUCAGAUCGCUUCAUCGAUUCUAUUCCUUGUAUUUCUGCAGAGCGCGCUCCGCAACAUCUUUGUUAACAAAUUGAAGCCUCCCCAGUACUGCGGCC
Vollenhovia emeryi is the source of this 303-nucleotide messenger RNA. Its product is annotated as probable serine/threonine-protein kinase ndrA. The transcript is spliced from 2 exons. Lineage: Eukaryota; Metazoa; Arthropoda; Insecta; Hymenoptera; Formicidae. Gene Ontology annotation, biological process: actomyosin structure organization; peptidyl-threonine phosphorylation. Gene Ontology annotation, cellular component: cytoplasm; cytoskeleton. The record is from RefSeq and is a predicted model, not a curated record. Bases 25 to 282 code for a protein of 85 amino acids. Gene Ontology annotation, molecular function: protein serine/threonine kinase activity; ATP binding.